Molecule: messenger RNA, 2765 nt
Organism: Indicator indicator
Lineage: Eukaryota; Metazoa; Chordata; Aves; Piciformes; Indicatoridae
Gene: SRPRA
Product: SRP receptor subunit alpha
Exons: 14
Coding region: 1-1938 (645 amino acids)
Biological process (GO): SRP-dependent cotranslational protein targeting to membrane
Cellular component (GO): endoplasmic reticulum membrane; signal recognition particle receptor complex
Molecular function (GO): GTPase activity; GTP binding; ATP hydrolysis activity
Source: RefSeq, a predicted model, not a curated record
AUGCUCGACUUCUUCACUAUUUUCAGCAAGGGCGGCCUCGUCCUCUGGUGCUUCCAGGGCGUCCGCGGGCCUGCUGCCGCCGCCACCGCGCCCGUCAACGCCCUCAUCCGCUCCGUCCUCCUCCAGGAGCGAGGUGGCAACAACUCCUUCACCCAUGAGGCCCUCACACUCAAGUACAAGCUGGACAACCAGUUUGAGCUGGUGUUUGUGGUUGGCUUUCAGAAGAUCCUGACCCUAACCUACGUGGACAAGUUGAUAGACGACGUGCACAAGGAGUUCCGGGACAAGUACCGCAAUGAGUUCCAGCAGAAGGGAGCCCUGGGGCUCCUCAACGGCACCUUUGACUUCAAAGAGGACUUCCUGCGCCUCCUCCGGGAUGCAGAGGAGAGCAGCAGAGUCCGAGCCCCCACGGUCAUGAAGACGUUUGAGCAGUCUCUGAAGUCCCAGAAGACUGUCAAGUGUAUGAUAGAAACCCGAGGGGAGAAACCAAAGGAGAAAGUCAAGAACAAGAAGAGCAAAGGUUCCAAAAAGGAGGGAGCUGAAGCUGUCACAGCACCUGGGAAAGCAUCUGCAGGUGACAAGCAGCCCCCAGGAGCUGGGGACAAGGAGGAGCUGACCAAGGAUGAAAUCCUGCAGAAGAACCGGGAGGAAUUCUUCAGGAGACACAAGAAAGCUGCAGAGAAAUCCAGCAAAUCUCCCAAGCCUGAGGCCCAGAAGGAGAAAGGAAAGAAGCCCAGGGUGUGGGACCUGGGCAACUCCAAUGCCAAAGUUCUGGAUUACAGCAACUCUGCCACCAAUGGCAGCGCCGAGGCCGUGCCGGCCGAGGAGUUUGACCGCGACACAGCUCUGGGGGAUCGCAAUCGGGAGCCCGGCCGCCUCUACGACCUGGAGUAUGAGAGUGAGGAUGAAGCUGAGGAGGAGAAGGUCACUCAGAACACUUCCAAACCCAGUGCAAAGAAGGGUGGUGGCCUGGGGGGCAUGUUUGGCAUGCUGAAAGGCUUGGUGGGCUCCAAGAGCUUGACUAGGGAGGACAUGGACCCCGUGCUGGAGAAGAUGAAGGAUCACUUGAUUGCCAAGAACGUGGCAGCCGAGAUCGCGGUGCAGCUCUGUGAGUCGGUGGCCAAGAAGCUGGAAGGGAAGGUCAUGGGAACCUUCACCACCGUGACCUCGACAGUGAAGCAGGCCCUGCAGGAGGCGCUGGUGCAGAUCCUGCAGCCGCAGCGCCGCGUGGACGUCCUGCGCGACGUGAUGGAGGCCCAGCGGCACCGCCGGCCGUACGUCGUCACCUUCUGCGGCGUCAACGGCGUCGGCAAGUCCACCAACCUGGCCAAGAUCUCCUUCUGGCUGAUCGAGAAUGGCUUCAGUGUGCUGAUCGCUGCCUGUGACACCUUCCGCGCCGGCGCCGUGGAGCAGCUGCGCACACACACGCGGCGCCUGCUGGCCCUGCACCCCCCCGAGAGCCACGGCGGCAGGACCAUGGUGCAGCUCUACGAGAAAGGCUACGGCAAGGACGCUGCCGGCAUCGCCAUGGAGGCCAUCGCCUACGCUCGCAAUCAGGGCUUCGACGUGGUGCUGGUGGACACUGCCGGCCGCAUGCAGGACAACGCUCCCCUGAUGGCCGCGCUGGCCAAGCUCAUCGCCGUCAAUGCUCCGGACCUGGUGCUCUUUGUUGGGGAAGCGCUGGUGGGGAAUGAGGCUGUGGAUCAGCUGGUGAAGUUCAACAAGGCCCUGGCUGAUCACUCCAUGGCCCAGACUCCACGGCUCAUCGACGGCAUCGUCCUCACCAAGUUCGAUACCAUCGAUGACAAGGUGGGUGCUGCCAUCUCUAUGACCUACAUCACGAGCAAGCCAAUCGUCUUCGUGGGCACUGGGCAGACCUACUGCGACCUGCGCAGCCUCAACGCCAAGGCCGUGGUGGCAGCACUCAUGAAGGCCUAGAGCCAGCCCCACCCAGUGGCUGUGUCCCAGCAGAAGCUGCUUUACCCCAGCCCCACCUUGUCCUUCCCGGGUAGUGCAGAGCAGGAUGAGGGAACAGCAGCAGCAAGGAGGCUUUUUGGGGAUAAGAUUCCUUUCUCCAGGAAAAAGCUCUUGCCCUGGGUUCCUCCAUCCUGGCUGAGGUGAUGCCGGCUCCCUCGGGGGAGACUGAGGCCAGAGCUUUGUGUUGUUCAUGCUGCACAGGGUGGGGUGGGCAGAGCAGGGGACCUGCUGGCCUUCUAGGGGGGCUUGAAGGCAUUUUUGAGCUGCUUUGAAGGUUUUAGAUCAGGGCAGGGGGGGGAUUUUUGUCAGAAGGGAGCAGGGGGAGCGCUGCUUGGCGGCAGCCUUGGCUCUGCCUGCGUAAACUGCUGCUGGGGGCAGCUCCACCCAAGCUGAGAAACCAAACCUGGGAGCUGCUCUGUUGCCUUAAGGUCCCUGCUGGUCAUCACUGGGACUCUUGGAGCAGCGUUUGGGCAGGAGCUGCAGAGCUCUGCCUGCUCUGAAGCAAGGCAGCAUCCUGCCUGCUGGCCUCAGCUCUAUCUACUGGCAAAAAAAGGAGACAAACCCCCCAGUUCAGACUGGAAGAUACUGGUGGCUGCUUGCGCUUUCCUGCAACCUUUCUCCCCCCUCCACCAACCUUCUUGAGUGCCUCUUGAGCCCAGCCUGAAGUGCUCCAUGGGACAAAACCAAGCUCUGUGCCCUGGCUUGUAGCUGUGUGCUGCAGUGCAAUAACCCCAACCCCCCCCUGCUGUCUGCUCCAGACCUAAUUUAUACCCAAAUAAACCUGGGAA